Messenger RNA from Leishmania braziliensis MHOM/BR/75/M2904, 1632 nucleotides. The record is from the annotation of a RefSeq genome assembly. Lineage: Eukaryota; Euglenozoa; Kinetoplastea; Trypanosomatida; Trypanosomatidae.
AUGUCCGCCACUCCCGAGCGGUCCACAGCCGGGUCGAGUUUUCUCGGUGAGGGCCCGUCACCUUAGGCAUUUGUCAAGUAUGCCAAAAAGAACCACAUAUUUCUGCCCCCGAAUGUGUCGUUUCUGAUUCCAACCAAGACAAUGGGUAUGAGUAUUGUUGCGGCCUAUUCUCUUCCCACUGCAAGCAUCGUGAUUAGCUGUCUUGAGACCGCCGGGGUAUCCCCCUACAUGAAAGAAGUAGCCACCUCGCUGUGCGCAGCUGCACUGCAUGCAAGCCCGGCCGCCAUGGAAGACGCAGCACUUAUCGAUGUUCUGGCGCUCAUGGCAGAACUAGUCCGAGCAAACUCACUGUGGCCGCCAUGGCUAGGGGUUUGUCCACGCAUGGAACGUCAUCUCUUUGACCUCAACUCCGUUUAAGCAGCUGUGCUAGGUACGGGGUGUGUGAUGGGGUGUGAAAAGAGCACUGCUGUGGAGCCUUCUCGCGCUGCCGAGGACACAGGUGUCGUUGCCUUGGCAACAUUGGGGCUGGGCGCUGCCACUGGUGUGGUGGAGGUGCUCGUCAAGCUGCGCGUGACGCAGCGGUGGGCCGCUGCUCAGGCUAUCAAGGAGACCUUUCCAGAUGUCUGACCUGCCAGUGAAGUCGCCUUUGGCCUCUCUUGGGAGGCACUUUCGCAGGUGUUCUCCCGCCGCUUUCCCCGCGAGGGACUUACUAGGCGAGAAGUUUCCUACGUUUUGCCCGGCCUCGACAUCUUGAACCGUUCCUUCGCUGCUAACACCACUUUUGAAGCUCGUAGCGGUGGCUGCAAGCAGCCCACUGCCUUUACUGUGGUCACCACUCGUGCGAUACAGAAGGGAGGGCAGGCGUGUGGCUGUUACGGCCGCAUCGCAGCCGCGCACUUUGGCGUCGAGGUUCAUCUUGUGACCAAAAGGCGGUAGUGCAAAACGACGUAGUGCGCUGCUCGACGGCGUCUCUCGCGACGGUGGCGACGAUGCUGCGUUACUGGAAGGUCGCGAGGAAGACUCCGAGGUGUAUUGGGAGCUCAUCGGCGAUUGCCGCGUACCUGCAGAGUUGCUUCAAUGGAACUGCCUUGGCAGCGGGAACGGUGGAAGGUCAGUUGAAACGGGCUUUUUUUUGGCGGCAAUUCCGCAGCGGACGUCGAGGCGCAUCGAUAGGAGAUGGUGCAGCGAGUGGAGCAGCUGCAUCGUCUGGGUCUCUUGUAUGACGAGGGGCUUUAUCUUGUGCGGCCAUACGCGACGUGGGAGGUGGAGGAGGCUGCUGAGCCGGUACACUCCACCGUUCGCUGGAGGGUGCCGGCUCGGCACGAGAAGAGGGCAGCUCAACACCGCCGCGUGCUGGAUUCUACGGCGUACCUCCUCAUUGCCCCCAAGAGCGUGUACGACGAUGCUUAUCACUGCAUCACCAUCGACUGGGAGCCACCGUAGUCGCCGCAGCUCUCCUCCGCGGUACGAGACUUCGUGCGCAUCAAAAUUGCUGCACCACAGUGGCAGCCCGAUGCAAUAGGUACUCUCUUUGAUGACUCCACUCGAGUUGUGGUGCGCGGCCAGCUGCUGCACGACGUGCUGAUCUCUGAGAUUGAGACGCUGCGCUACUACGCUGAUUCCUUUGCUUGA